GCCUCCAGGAGGAGGAAGCAGAACUACAACCUGUACAGAUCAAAGAGGAAGAGGAGGAGCCAGAACCCCUGCAGAUCAAAGACGAAGAUGAAGACUUCUGCACCAAUCAGCAGCUCCAGCUGAAGCAGGAGACGAAUCCGUUGAUGGUGACCAUUUUGUAUGGAGAGAGUGACCAGAGUGAAUCAGAACCAGAGGGUGGGCAGACCAUCUCUCAGAGUCCUGCUGGACCUGGGAACCAGGAUUCAGGAUCAAACGAAGACGCUGAGCUGCCCCUGAAGGAUGUGGAUCACAGAGACGCUCGUCACGGUAACAACGCAGACAGAUCUGAACCAGCUGAGAAGUCGUUUCCGUGCUCGAUUUGCGCGGAAAGUUUUUCUGAGAAUUCAGUUCUGCUCAGUCACCUGAGCACCCACACYGUUCGGAUCCCCGACUCCAACAAACUGCAGCACUUCUGUCCCRUCUGCGACAAAAGGUACUCCGCUCGCAAUAACUUAGUCAUCCACAUGAGGAGCCACACUGGCGAGAAACCCUUCUCCUGUAAAAUAUGUGGGAAAAAGUACACAACUCGGGCAAACUUAGUCGUCCACACGAGAAACCACACGGGUGAGAAACCCUUUUCUUGUAAAGUGUGUGGAAAAACAUUUGUCAGCAAUAAAACAUGUAAAACCCACCAGAAAAUCCACACCGGGGAGAAACCGUAUUCAUGCCGAAUCUGUGGGAAAAAUUUUACUCGCAACGCCAACCUGAAAUACCACAUUAAAACCCACACUCGUGAAAAACUGGAUCCUGACCUUUUUCAACAUUGUUGUUCCACCUGCGGCAAAAAGUUCUUUAAGAGAAGCCAGUUAGUCRUCCAUGUGAGGACACAUACAGGCGAAAAGCCUUUUUAUUGCAAAGUGUGUGGGAAAAGGUUUACAACCAACAAUAGCUGCAAAAUCCACAUGAGAAGCCACACGGGUGAGAAGCCGUAUUCCUGUAAACUCUGCGGAGGAAAGUUUACUUGUAGCGACCGACUCMGAUAUCACAUGAAAGUUCACACGGGGGAAAACCAGAGCGUGGACAGACGGCGGCACUGUUGUCCCACCUGCGGCAAAAAGUUUCUCAAACCGAGUUAUUUGAUUAUCCACAUGAGGAGCCAUACCRGUGAGAAGCCUUAUUCCUGCAAGACGUGUGGGAAGAAGUUUACCAGCAAAGGGUACUGCAGAAUUCACAUGAGGAGCCACGCACGUGAGCAGCCGUAUUGCUGCAACAUCUGUGGGAAAACAUUCACUUACAAAGGGGUCUUCAGUGGUCACAUGAGUCUCCACGCAGCCGAAAGUCAGAGCUCCGGAGGAAUGCAGCACACGUGCUUAACCUGCGGCAAAGUGUUCAUUUCACGUUACCACCUAGCUGUCCACAUGAGGAGCCACACCGGYGAGAAGCCCUACUCCUGUAAAUUCUGUGGGAAAAGGUUUAGUAGCAACGGGAACUGUAAAAUACACAUGAGAAUCCACACAGGUGAGAAGCCUUAUUCUUGUAAGGUAUGUGGGAAAAUGUUCACUUUUUGUGCUCAACUGAAACAUCACAUGAAAGGCCACCCAGGCUGAUUCUUCUGUAAUGUGUGGAGAUUUUAAAACGUUAAUAAAUGAGACACUAAGAAGC
Austrofundulus limnaeus is the source of this 1641-nucleotide messenger RNA. RefSeq names its product gastrula zinc finger protein XlCGF57.1. Gene Ontology annotation, biological process: regulation of transcription by RNA polymerase II. The record is from RefSeq and is a predicted model, not a curated record. Gene Ontology annotation, molecular function: RNA polymerase II cis-regulatory region sequence-specific DNA binding; DNA-binding transcription activator activity, RNA polymerase II-specific. Lineage: Eukaryota; Metazoa; Chordata; Actinopteri; Cyprinodontiformes; Rivulidae. Gene Ontology annotation, cellular component: nucleus.